AAUAAAAACCCUAACCCUAAUAGUAGCAGCAGCAACAGAGAGAUGGAGGCGGCGAGAACAGUGAAGGACGUUUCCCCUCACGACUUCGUGAAAGCUUACUCAGCUCAUCUCAAGCGUUCUGGAAAGGUUGAGCUUCCUCACUGGACAGAUAUAGUUAAAACUGCCAGAUUCAAGGAGCUUGCUCCAUAUGACCCGGAUUGGUAUUACAUCAGAGCCGCUUCCAUCGCAAGGAAGAUCUAUCUGAGGCAGGGUAUUGGAGUCGGUGGUUUCCAGAAGAUUUAUGGUGGGCGUAAGAGAAACGGGGCUCGUCCACCACAUUUCUGCAAGAGCAGCGGUUCCAUUGCUCGUCACAUCCUUCAACAGUUGCAGAACAUGAACAUAAUUGACAUUGAUCCAAAAGGUGGGAGGAGAAUUACGUCAAGUGGUCAGCGUGAUCUUGAUCAAGUUGCAGGUCGGAUUGUCGUUGCUCCUUGAGUCCAGAUUUGGGCAUGUGUGCUCAUGCUUUUGGACAGGUAGCUAUUUUUCGAGCAUAAUUUUGUAGGGUUGUUUUCAGAUUUAGUGGGGGAUGUUGUUAUCAAAGGAUUUCAGUUUUUUAGUUUUUUUUUUUUUUGGAUGAAACAUGGUUUUGGAAUAGGAUUUUUGUUAUUGAAGCUUUUAGGAGUCACAUCCUUGCAUGUCAAAGAUGGUUUUGGAAUAGGAUUUUUAUCAUAUCUUCCUCAA
Molecule: messenger RNA, 720 nt
Organism: Magnolia sinica
Lineage: Eukaryota; Viridiplantae; Streptophyta; Magnoliopsida; Magnoliales; Magnoliaceae
Product: small ribosomal subunit protein eS19-like
Exons: 4
Coding region: 43-474 (143 amino acids)
Biological process (GO): ribosomal small subunit assembly; translation
Cellular component (GO): ribosome; cytosolic small ribosomal subunit
Molecular function (GO): structural constituent of ribosome; RNA binding
Source: RefSeq, a predicted model, not a curated record